AAAUUAAGGCUCCACCCUCUCGUUAUCCCAUGCUAAUUACCUGCCUUUGAUAAACAUGUGACUAUGCUAAUGAAGGGCGUUAGAGUACAGGAACCCAUCAGCCUUCCUUUCCAUAUUGUGGGAGGAACCUUUUCCCCCAAACAAAGGCCCCGCCCAUAGGGGGUGGGAUCCAAAAUGGGCUAAAAAGCUGCGGGAAUGAGAGCUGAGUUAGUUUGGGGAAGAGACGUGUGGGUACAGGGUACAGGGGCUCUGCAGGCUAAUGAGGAGACUCUGCCCAAGGACAGUGUUUUACAUAUUUGAUUGAAAAAAAGGCACAGAAGCCCCAGAAGCUGACAAUUCUCUGAUUCUUUGGAUAAAGACAAGAGGCCAUUAGACCGUGCAACUUCUCCAACACCAGGAAAUCCACACAUUGGAGAGAAAAAUCUGUAUCCGACUGAGAAAAAGCUUUAGUGCAAUGAGCAUUCCCAACUCCCAGAUGGAACUUCCCUCAGUGGCACAACAUGAAUGCCCAGAAUGUGGGAAAAGAUUCUCAGAAAAAAACAAACUUAUUAUUCAUUUCAGAGUCCACACUAGGGAGAAACCAUUCAUGUGCACGGAAUGUGGGAAAAGAUUCAGGCAAAAGCAAUGCCUUACAGAACACCAAUUAAUUCACACGGGGGAGAAACCAUUCACGUGCACGGAAUGUGGGAAAGGUUUCAUACUGGCAAAAUACUUUAAAAUUCACCAGAGAAUUCACACCGGGGAGAAGCCUUACACCUGUACAGAAUGUGGGGAAAGUUUCAAGCGAAAGCAAGUUCUUAAACACCAUCAGAGAAUUCACACCGGGGAGAAGCCAUACAACUGUACAGAAUGUGGGAAAAAUUUCAGGGUAAAGGAAGGACUUAAAAUACACCAGAGGAUUCACACAGGGGAGAAACCAUAUCCGUGUACAGAAUGUGGGAAACAUUUCACUUUGAAGAGUCAGCUACUCGUGCACCAGAAGAUUCAUACAGGGAUAAAACCGUUUGUGUGCACAGAAUGCGGAAAGAGCUUCUCCCAUAAAGCUCAGCUUCAGAUACACAAUAAAAUUCACACAGAGGAGAAACCAUUUUGCUGCGCAGAAUGUGGCAAACAUUUCCCUACAAAGGACAGACUUUCUUCUCACUUAAAAGUCCACACAGGAGAGAAACGAUUCACGUGCACAGAAUGUGGGAAACAAUUCUAUCGGAAGGACAGGCUUGAAGAACAUAUAAGAUGUCACACACAAGAAAAACCUUUUGCUUGUACAGAAUGUGGGAAAAGCUUUCGCAGUAAGGGAGGCCUUCACUCCCACCAUGCAACUCACACAGGGGAGAAACGAUUCACGUGCACUGAGUGUGGGAAAAAAUUCAAUAGGAAGGACAGGCUUGAACAACACAUAAGAUGUCACACAGAAGAAAAACCUUUUGCUUGUACAGAAUGUGGGAAACGAUUCAAUCGGAAGGACAGGCUUGAACAACACAUAAGAUGUCGCACAGAAGAAAAUCCUUUCCCAUGUACAGAAUGUGGGGAAAGCUUUUGCAGUAAGGAAGCCCUUUACUCCCACCACACAACUCACACAGGGGAGAAACCAUUCACGUGCACUGAGUGUGAGAAAUGUUUAGAUAAAAAGUGCAGCCUUCAACGGCAUCAAAUGAUCCACACAAGGACAAGGCUUUCCCAUAUACAGAGUGUGGCAGAUGUUCCUCUACAACAGCCAACCUUCAGCAGCCUCCUGUAUUAUACACAGGGGGGAAACCAUUCACUUGUACAGAGUGUGGCAGAUGUUCCUCUACAACAGCCAGCCUUCAGCAACCUCCUAUAUUAUACACAGGGGGGAAACCAUUCACUUGCACAGUGUGGCAGAUGUUCCUCUACAACAGCCAGCCUUCAGCAACAGCCAGCCUUCAGCAACCUCCUAUAUUAUACACAGGGGGGAAACCAUUCACUUGCACAGAGUGUGGCAGAUGUUCCUCUACAACAGCCAGCCUUCAGCAACCUCCUAUAUUAUACACAGGGGGGAAACCAUUCACUUGCACAGUGUGGCAGAUGUUCCUCUACAACAGCCAGCCUUCAGCAACCUCCUAUAUUAUACACAGGGGGGAAACCAUUCACUUGCACAGAGUGUGGCAGAUGUUCCUCUACAACAGCCAGCCUUCAGCAACCUCCUAUAUUAUACACAGGGGGGAAACCAUUCACUUGCACAGAGUGUGGCAGAUGUUCCUCUACAACAGCCAACCUUCAGCAGCCUCCUGUAAUCAGACAAUGGAGAGCCUUCAUUGGCACUAAAUAAUCCACAGGAUGAAGAGUUUCAGAUAAACAAAGGAAGAAACAGUCAUGGUGGCUUCAAUGUAUAAUAAUAGGAAUAAGUGAAUACACAAGGCUAUUUGUUGAUAGCAUUCACAAACACAAAAUGGACAUGGUUGCUAUGGAUAUUACAUAGUAACUAGGUACUGCCCCUUUAGAAGUUUUUCAUAUCCCUUCUCUAAUCCAGCAAUUUGCUCUGACGCCUUAGUAACAGCCUCCCCUAUACAUUAUGAUUUAUACAUAUUCAGGUGCGUAUUUACCUUAUUGGGCAGAACGGCAACGUCCUAGGAGUAGGAUUGUGAUCUAUUGGCCAAUAUGGGGUUAAUAGUUUAUUUUUUUUUAUUUUUUUGAAGUUUUGCAAUAUUUUCAAUAGGAGAGGUCCUGAAUAGUAAAAUAAAGCCACAAUAACAAUUGGGGGCUCAUUUAUUCAUUUUCGAGUUUGUAAAUUCGAGGUUUUUUUUUCUCACAUACCCAACGGUCACUUAUUUGUUAAUAAGGAAAAACUGUUCGAAUAAAGAUAUUAUAUCUCAAAAUAUUAGCGUUUUCUUCUAUAGAAUCGGCUUUUCGAUGGCGAAUUUUUACAUUCGAGUUUUCUGUUGUUUUGCACUUAAUAAAGACCAAACACUCGAGUUUCCGAACCAAAACUGGUUUUACGCGCAAAAAAACUCAAAUCGCGAACAAAAAUCAAAUGCGUCCGUUGAUAAUUCACCCCCUUAACAGAGCAAUAGUUUUAUGGCUGCCGGGGUCAGUGACCCCCCCUGUCUGAAAGCUACAAAGAUUUAG
Molecule: messenger RNA, 3087 nt
Organism: Xenopus tropicalis (tropical clawed frog)
Lineage: Eukaryota; Metazoa; Chordata; Amphibia; Anura; Pipidae
Product: gastrula zinc finger protein XlCGF26.1-like
Exons: 2
Coding region: 455-2290 (611 amino acids)
Biological process (GO): negative regulation of transcription by RNA polymerase II; positive regulation of transcription by RNA polymerase II; regulation of cell differentiation
Cellular component (GO): nucleus
Source: RefSeq, a predicted model, not a curated record